AUGGCGUCUGCUGAUUUGAGAGAGGAGCUAACCUGCCCCGUCUGCUUCAGCAUUUAUACAGAGCCUGUAACUCUCAUCUGUGGCCAUACCUACUGCCUGAGAUGUAUUGACAGAACAUGGGAAUACCAGGAUGAGGGAGAGUUUUCCUGUCCUGAAUGUAAACACAGGUUUAGGAAGAGACCUCAGCUCAAAAGCAACAUCAAGCUGCGUAAUAUAGCAGAGACUUUCCAACCUAGUAACAGAAAAUGCUCCAUACACAAGGAGCUGCUGAAAUAUUACUGCACUGAGGAUGCUGCCUGUAUCUGUGUGACCUGCUCCCUGGCCGGAGAGCACAGGGGACACCAGGUGGAGCUGCUGAAUGAGGCUUCUGAGAAGAAGAAAGAGAAACUGAGAGAUGUUCUGCAGAAACUGACCACAAAGAGAGAGAAGACUGAGAAAAGUGUCCAGAGUCUGCAGGAGCACAGGAGAGGGGUGCAAGAGAAAGCAGCUGGUGUAACAGAGCGACUCACUGCCCUGAUUAUGGUCAUCAGGAAACAGCUGGAAGACCUAGAGAAGCAAGUCCUGAGUGAGAUCAUCCAGGAGCAGGAGCAAAUUUUACACCCAAUCUCUUAUCUGAUCCAGCAGCUGGAAAAAGAGAAGGACGAGCUGACCAGGAAGAUGAGUCACAUUGAGGAGCUGUGCAACAUGACUGACCCAUUAACUGUCCUACAGGAAUCACAAAGAGAUGACUUUUGUGGUGCUGAGAAGGGAGAUAAUGAGGUCACACGGAGAGGUGAUAAACAGGUUCCUGCUGGGGGGGAUUUGGAUGAGGAUCUGAUCUCAGUGACCUUAUACAGAGGUUUAGCUGAUAUUGUGACUGAUGUAAAGAGAGGGAUCUAUAUGCAGGUGACAUCAGACAUAUUACUGGAUAUAAACACAGCUCAUAAUAAUGUUAUUGUAUCAGGUGACCUUAAAACUGUAUCCUGGUCAGGUAUAAACCAGCAGCGACCAGAAACACCAGAGAGAUUUAUAUAUCAGCCUCAGGUAUUAAGCACCAGGAUCUUUUCCUCAGGACGACAUUACUGGAAAGUGCAGACCAGUGAGUCAGGGGUCUCGUCUGUAGGGGUCUGUUAUCCCAGUAUGCAGAGGGGAGGAGGUGGUCAGUCUGUGAUAGGAUAUAAUAACAAGUCCUGGGGUUUGUAUAUUAGUGAUAAUAAAUUUAUUUCAUUGAUACAUAACACAAUAUGCACCUCAUUACAUUGCUAUCUAUCAUGUCACACAGUAGGAAUACUGCUGGACUAUGAGGCUGGACAUCUGACCUUUUAUGAGCUGUGUAACCCGAUCAGACACUUACACACAGUCACUGCCACCUUCACUGAGCCUCUUCAUGCUGCAUUCUGGGUAUGG
Bombina bombina (fire-bellied toad) is the source of this 1386-nucleotide messenger RNA. Its product is annotated as E3 ubiquitin-protein ligase TRIM39-like. Gene Ontology annotation, molecular function: protein binding; zinc ion binding. The record is from RefSeq and is a predicted model, not a curated record. The annotation marks the transcript as partial. The transcript has 3 exons. Lineage: Eukaryota; Metazoa; Chordata; Amphibia; Anura; Bombinatoridae.